GCCACUUCCCACAUCGAGUUGCACUGUAGUUGCAACUUGCACGCCGGCUUGUAACAUUGUUAUCGGCCGUCUUCCGUAUUGACAGUAACGAACAAUUCGUUUUUUGUUGGAAUUAUCUUAUCUCUUCACGUGUGCCCGGUGGAGCCCCACACUAUUCUCCGUUUUCCUGACAACGAGUUGAGCACACUCGCAGGCGUCGACUGCGAAGGAAAACGUGCCGAAGCCGUUCCAGCGAACACACCAUUCCCGCUUCGUCUGGAUAGCGCGGGCAGUUUGGAUACCUACGUAUGUAACAGCGGUAGUUGUGGUUGCUACCGCAUGCACUCAUUUCACCGCGGGAUUUUUCACUGACGUUAAUGAGUCAUCGAGCUUCCGGCGUUGUAGUGACGCUCCCUUAAGACGCGUAUCUUCUCCUACAAAGUCAAUUGGAAAGACGCCAUCGUUGCUGGCGCAAACAAACAUCAAAUUACCACUCAUCGGUUUCUGAUAACGGCAUCUCGCGAAGCCGACUUUUGCUGAAAAUCAUAUUCAUGGCUACUUCAGUCUGAAAAUUUUGAAGUUAUCACCGCUGCGAUUUGAAAAAUUCGACGACCUUCGCUUCUCUUGCCGCCUUAAUUAGCACGAUCAAGACACAAUUGGCGCUCCGAAGUUAUAAAGAAACACUGUAUUUUCACGCUGUUAAAAUGGCCGACGAAGUCAUCAAUGAGGGCCACAUCUUGGACUCUGAUGUUAACGAAUUUUUGCGGAAAGGGCUCCAAAGGCUGCGACCCGACGACGAAGCGACGAACUCUGCAAGCGAGACCGAUGAAAGCAUGCAACAAGGUGCUGACCUUGAAUACAACGACAAGCUUUCAGAUAAGGAUGCUGCCUUACUCCGGCGUUUGUUGAGCUCAGGAACUCCCGUGAAGAAGCUGUGGAUAUUCGAAUGCUCGCACGGCGCGUUCAAGGUUGCCUUCGACGGACUCGAGGAAUGCCCUUCGCUGCAAGAAGUCCUACUUUUUCAUCUUGACUGCGAAGGCAAAGACUUAGGCAUACAUCUUUCUGGAGCAUUUAGAAGCCUGCGCUCGUUAGACUUGCGCUGCAUCAACACAGGGAGUGGAUUCGCGAAGGACAUCGCAAGCUAUAUCCAAGAGAACAAGUCGCUGAGAGAACUCAGCCUCUGGAACUCGUGUGGCGGCGACGAAGGUGCCGCGGCUCUCAUCGAUGUGUUAACGGCGAACGAAACCAUCAAGAGGUUCACCUUAGCAGCGAUGGAGUUAUCUUCGGACACCUUGAUCGGCUUCACCAAGAUGCUGGCAUCCAACUCGACGUUGGAGUUGGUGGACCUUUUCGAUGUGUGUCCUGUAAAAAAGGACCAAGUGUCACGUUUGUUGGAGAAGGAACAGUACGCGAGCGCCUUCAAAAGGCUUCGCUUCCUGUGGCCCGAGGAACUUCUUCCCCAACUCACGAGGCUUCUUCGUGAACAAGCGUGCAAUCCAGAGCUGUCCGUCAGCGUCACUUCCUCGGUAGACGAGGCCAUUCUUCGGGAAUUCUUUGAUGCUGUGGCCGAGGACACGACGCUUCGAAUGCUCCAGUUUUACCCGAGGGAGGACGUAUUCGAUGCACUCGCGGACGGCAUCGCUUCCGUAGUGAAGCGUACGAAGACACUCCAGGAAAUUUGCAACGCCAUGUGCGUGCAACAAGGUAAAGAGCGCCAGCUUGUCAGCGUCCUCGAUGCCUUGAAAGAGAACCACUCCGUUACGAGGUUCACAAUGUACGUCGAAUUGCUGACUCCUGAAAUAGCGACGUCCCUGUCGGAGCUACUGUCUGUGAACAACACAUUGAAUUACGUGGCCAUAUGCUACUACUGGGGAAUCUUGCCCGGCGAGGUAGAAACCAUCCUAAAAGGUUUGAGGAAUAACUAUACCUUGACAGGUCUCAUGGUUUCCUGGGACCCUGAUGACUCCGAUGGAAUCACCGAGAUGGAAGAGCUCUUGGAGAGGAACGUUCGUCUCCAAAAGAAGGCGGCGGAGUUCGUGGUUUCUGGUUGUGGGGACGUCAGCGAUGAGGAAGGCGCGGAUGCUUUGAGGAAACUGCGCUCAAGCGCUGGCCUUGUAGAGAAGGUGCGGAAGCUUACCGGCAAGACCACAGAGGCAGCGUUAAAAGAAAUUCAGUUAGCUUUAGCUCGCUUGUCUGUAUGAA
This is a messenger RNA of Dermacentor silvarum, 2181 nucleotides long. RefSeq lists its product as uncharacterized. The record is from RefSeq and is a predicted model, not a curated record. NCBI's taxonomy places the organism in Eukaryota, Metazoa, Arthropoda, Arachnida, Ixodida, Ixodidae. Bases 684 to 2180 code for a protein of 498 amino acids. The transcript is spliced from 3 exons.